AUGUGUGUCUGCAGCAGGAGAGGACAGCUGGCUCUUCUGUCUACGGGCUACAGUGAAGAAGAAGGGCAGCGCGAGAAAAGGGGAGCAGAGGAGCACAGCGACAUGCCCUGGGAGAGCCUGCGGGGAAGGUUCGGAGGGCAAGUUGGACUGCCGGGAGAGGAAAGCGAGAGGGAUAGGGACAAGGGGGGGAGGCGGGCAGUCAAGAAGGGCAGCAACCCUCACUGA
Messenger RNA from Knipowitschia caucasica, 225 nucleotides. The record is from the annotation of a GenBank genome assembly. Lineage: Eukaryota; Metazoa; Chordata; Actinopteri; Gobiiformes; Gobiidae.